Brassica rapa (field mustard) is the source of this 1339-nucleotide messenger RNA. Its product is annotated as inositol-phosphate phosphatase. The record is from RefSeq and is a predicted model, not a curated record. Gene Ontology annotation, biological process: phosphatidylinositol phosphate biosynthetic process; inositol metabolic process; signal transduction. Gene Ontology annotation, molecular function: inositol monophosphate 1-phosphatase activity. Lineage: Eukaryota; Viridiplantae; Streptophyta; Magnoliopsida; Brassicales; Brassicaceae.
CAGGCCCAAAGGCCACUCGAAUUGGCCCGACCCGGAAAAGAGAAAACUGAUUCAGAUCGUGGAGAGGAGGAACACUGGAGGGAGGGAGGAUCAAAUAUUUCCGCAUUUCCAAUUCUGAUUAGUGGGUGGGGGGUAUCGCAUUUCCAUAGAUUCGAUCAUUCGAGUCCUCUCUAUAAGAAACACCUAGAACACAAAGCGUGUUACUAUUUUCGUCUUCUCGCAACCUCCUCCAAUCAUCGAAAAUGGCUGAAAAUGGUUCACUAGAUCAGUUCUUGGCUGCUGCCGUUGAUGCCGCUCAAAAAGCUGGACAGGUCUCUCUCUCUCUUUCUCUUUUUCUCUCCCUUGAGUUUGAUCGAUCGAGUGCUCAAAUCUGGAUCCUUUUGGUUUUGCGUUGUGCAGGUGAUUCGUAAAGGCUUUUACGAGACCAAACAUGUUGAACACAAAGGCCAGGUGGAUCUGGUGACUGAGACUGAUAAAGGAUGUGAAGAGCUCGUGUUUAACCAUCUCAAACAGCUUUUUCCCAGUCACAAGUUCAUUGGAGAAGAAACAACAGCUGCGAAUGGUGUGACUGAACUAACUGACGAACCAACUUGGAUCGUUGAUCCUCUUGAUGGAACUACAAACUUCGUUCACGGGUUCCCUUUUGUGUGUGUUUCCAUUGGCAUUACCAUUGGGAAAGUACCUGUGGUUGGCGUCGUCUAUAAUCCUAUCAUGGAUGAGCUAUUCACCGGUGUCCAAGGGAAAGGAGCCUUCUUGAAUGGAAAACCAAUCAAAGUGUCAACUCAGAGCGAACUUGUAACCGCUUUGCUCCUAGCAGAGGCGGGCACUAAAAGAGAUAAAGCUACAUUGGACGAUGCAACCAACAGGAUCAACAGUUUGUUAACCAAGGUGCGGUCCCUGAGGAUGGGAGGCUCGUGCGCACUUGACCUCUGCGGUGUCGCUUGUGGAAGGGGUGACAUCUUCUAUGAAAUUGGUUUUGGCGGUCCAUGGGACAUUGCCGCAGGAAUUGUGAUUGUCAGAGAAGCUGGUGGACUUAUUUUUGAUCCAUCUGGUAAAGAGUUGGACAUCACAUCGCAGAGAAUUGCGGCUUCAAACGCUUCACUCAAGGAGUUGUUCGUGGAGGCGUUGCGGCUUACAAAUGUGUGAAGUUUAUCUAUUCUUUGCUUAUGGUCACACCUCAUGAACUCAAUUCAAGAACCAUAUAUGCUUACUAGUGUGACAAAUUAAAGCAUUCCAUUUUAUAACUAUGUCAAAACCAACUGAGUUCUCUUUUGAGUUAAUAUUUCCCCUUUAUGAUCAUUCAAAAACUCGAUAUUUAUAAAGUUUUGGGUUUUUAUUA